Molecule: messenger RNA, 8889 nt
Organism: Maylandia zebra (zebra mbuna)
Lineage: Eukaryota; Metazoa; Chordata; Actinopteri; Cichliformes; Cichlidae
Gene: mbnl3
Product: muscleblind-like splicing regulator 3
Biological process (GO): regulation of RNA splicing
Cellular component (GO): nucleoplasm; cytoplasm
Molecular function (GO): metal ion binding; RNA binding
Source: RefSeq, a predicted model, not a curated record
UGGCUCUGCUUUUCCUGUCUCUACCCCUCGCAUUAAUAACUGUCUGGCACUCAUCUGUGUGGACCAGCGUGCCAACCUGUGCCACUUCAAGGACACCUCUAUCCACUGUGUGUUUCUGCGUGAAUCAUGUCAAGUUAGUCAAUUACUUUCUGCUCCAUGGAGCUCACCGGAGUUAAAGUGACGUCUCCACUGCCUGCAAUCUCCCUCCCUCCAUCCUCUCCCUCUCUCUCCCUCUCUUAUAUCACUUAAUCAAGACAUACUGUAGCUUGCCCUUUCCUGUUCACCGCUGCCUCCCUCCCUGCUACCCUAUUUGUUUGCCCUCGUCUUCUCCUCUUUGGCUGUUUCGCGUCCACCCUCCCUGCCUCGUGAUCCUCGUCGCCCUCCGUUUAAGCAAACUCCACACCAGCAAGGCAGCAAGCAAGGACAUGCAGCAGAGAGGUCAGUGAGGAGGAGGAGGAGGAGGAUGACAGCAGAAGAAUAGGAAACGGACAAGGAGGGAUGAGAAAGAGACUGAAGUAAGAGGAGGAAGUGGAACUCCAAAGUGCCUACUGCGAGGGUACGUCUGCCGAGUCUGCUGGAUUACAGCGGGACGGUGUGUGUCUGGCCUUGAAUGGAGGCUGUAUUUUAUCCUGACAGCCACAGAGUCAUCCAUCCCACAUUGCUGAGCUGCAGUCCCAGCAUACCCUGAGCUGAGCAGCCACUUCGUCUCAUCAUUACAAGGACAUCUCCGUGUAAGACUGUCUGUCUUUUUUUUUGUUUUAUUUUUGUUUUGUUCUUGUUUUUUGUUUUGCUCUAAAGAAAUCUUUAGUUUCCUUGUCAGGCUGCCCAAAUAUAACUAAAGUAGAACUACAGUGAAUGCCCCAGCCUGGCCAUGUUGACGUGAAUGUAGUGGUGAUUUACAGCGGGCUGAUACAGGUGAAUGCACACACUCGGCGACUCUGCGAUCCAAGCGACAUGCCAGAGUGAUGCCCUCAGAUUAGUUUCCUUUUUUUCUUCCUUUUUUUUGAGACAGAGCUGGCCUCUGCUCACAGUCAAGCCCCUCUAUAUAUCUCACUGCAGUGAGACUUCAGCUGCCACUUUUCCCAGGAAGAACUAAUAAACAUCCCCCAAAAUACACCAACCAAAAGGACUUGCUGCCUAUUUGCACUGAGGAGAAACCGAAAAUAUUUUUGCUUCUGUUUCCUCUGUGUUGUGCUGGGGGAUUUUUUGUCUUGAAUCACCAUUAGUCACCCUUGCUCUCAUCAGACAGUUUUCCGUCAGUUUGCCCACUGCCGCUGCACAGCGUCUGCGAGCGUCUCUGAUGGCUGUCAGCAUGACCAUGGGACGAGACACCAAAUGGCUGACCUUGGAAGUGUGUCGUGAGUUUCAGAGAGGCACCUGCUCGCGGUCUGACGCUGAGUGUAAGUUUGCACAUCCCUCACGGAGCUGCCAUGUGGAGAACGGCCGAGUCAUCGCCUGCUUUGAUUCGCUCAAGGGGCGUUGCACACGCGAGAACUGCAAAUACCUGCACCCACCUCCGCACCUGAAAACCCAGCUGGAAAUCAAUGGGAGGAACAACCUGAUCCAGCAGAAGGCCGCGGCAGCCAUGUUGGCUCAGCAGAUGCAGUUCAUGCUGCCUGGAACACAACUGCAGCCCAUAACAACAUUCCCAGUGACACCCUCUCUGGCAACGAGUCCCAGCAUGGCAUUCAGUCCAUAUCUGAGCCACAUGGGCCCAGCGAUGGGUUUGAUGCCUGAGCUGCUGCCCAGCACUCCCCUGCUCGUCCCCGGGAGUCCUACCGGUCUGGCAGCCAUGGGAAAUGGCACCUCCGCACAAAAACAUGUGCGCACAGACAAGCUGGAGGUUUGCAGAGAAUUCCAGCGCGGGAACUGCACGCGAGGUGAGAACGACUGCCGCUACGCUCACCCCCUGGAGGCGGGCAUGGUGGACUGCAACGAGAACUCGGUCAUUGUCUGCAUGGACUAUAUUAAAGGCCGCUGCAGCCGAGACAAGUGCAAGUACUUCCACCCUCCAGCUCACCUGCAGGCCAGAAUCAAGGCUGCACAGCACCAAGCCGGUCAAAACACCCCGUCCUCAGGCUUGGGUCUGCCCCCGGGGGCCAUGCAGCCGCUACCAAAGAGGCCUGUCUUAGAGAAGAGCAACGGAGCUGCUGCCACCGUCUUCAAUCCCAGCAUGUUCCACUACCAGCAAGCCCUGGCUAACAUGCAGCUCCAGCAACCAGCCUUUAUCCCCACUGUAGACCCCUCGGAGCUUCUGACUUCAGAUCCGGUGGAGCUCCAGUGCAUUCCCAUGGAAACCCAUUUCUGCCCCGUCCCCAAACUGCUGGUGGCAGCUCCUGUGGCACUAAACUCAGUAAGCCUUUCCCGAAACCCCAGUUAAAGUCCCAUAAACCCCGAGCACUGCAGCAAACAUGUGCCUCGCCCACAGUGCACACCGACUGAUAUCAUGUUGUGAACGUAAGAGAGCUGCGAUGGUUCAUGCAAUACAGACCUGGACGUAUUACCGUUGCUUUAAAGCAGCCACCCUGAUGCAUACUGACUUGAUCGGGGCGAGCAAUAGAGCUCCCUCGUCCUUACAGCCAUACAUGCCCACACCUUAAAAGUGCAGCACAUGUGCACACACAUAAACACACACACACACACACACACAUAUAUAUUCAAGACUAAAUGCCCUUUAUGGGUCGGAGCCAUCACAUGAGGCCACCCAACACAUUUGACUGUUCCAAAGUAAGAAACUCUGAGAAGUUCAUUGUAGAAAAUUCAGACGGACCAGCUGCCGGUCUCCAACCAUGACGGGCUGUCAAAGUGAAAGAGUGUUUCAUAUCAUGUCACGUUUACGUUUCAAGAUGAGUGCAAAUGUGACGUUUGUGUUGUACGACGUGUACCGCUCAGUCUGUCAUCAUGGUCUCAUUUUGCCCGGUGAUACGUCAGUAAGGGGUUGUUGUUCAUUUGUUUGUGCCUUUGAUUUUUUCUGCUCAGCUGCAGAGGAGACUUAGUGUCCCAAAAAUAAUUCAAAGAAGAAUUAGUUACGUAAAUAGAGUGUAUUAGCCUGUAGCUGCUAUUGGGAUAAAGUCUACUGGUUACAGCAAAUGCCUCUUAAAAUGUAUAUUAGAGUUUCCUAAAUGCAAUGAAUGAUUCGCCCCCCCUGUUUUAUUGAAAAAUGUAGACUGGGUGAAAGUAACUUAGUAUGUAAUUACUUCUUAUAAAGAAGAUGGGAUGAGGGAUAUCUUUAGGAUGUGUUAAAUAAACUGCCUUAAAGCAGCUGAGGUUAUGUUCUCUAUGUAAGGGCCCCUCUCUGUAUAGUACUCUCCAGUAAUAGACCAGACAGCUCCAAUCAUCAAAACUGAUAAACCUGAGCUGUGAAGUUUCUUGAAUCGUGAUUUCCGAUCAGUGAUUGUGUUUCUUUUGUGAUGGGUAACUGUGUAACGACUAAAAAAGGAAAGGUUCAUCCUGUUUCCUCUGUGAUUUGAAACCUGAACACUCUUUGAAACCGAUUCUGUGUGUGUUCAGCUCGCCUGUAAAUGCCACUUAAACUUUUACACCUGAUGUCAGUUAUUGCACAAGAUGGAAGCGAGAUCGGUUUCCUUUUGUUGUGCCUAAAGUCUGCGGUAUAUGCAAGGAACUGCCCGUUUAAUGCAAUAUCUGGAUAAAUCCUCCAAAUAAAUGUUUCCCUCUCUAAUGCAGAGAUGUAUUUCAAAAGGCUGUUUGUUUAAUGUGGCUUUUGGACUAAAUAAGUGGCACAAGAUUUUUAUGUUUUAUGGUUCUGCAGGGAGAAAGCUUCGAACUUGAAAAUGUCCUGUCUGACUUUAAAAUGUCAUGUCUUUCUACUGCUGUCCUGUUUGUCAAAAAUGACGAGACUCUAAAUAUUCUUAUAACCAGAAUCAAGUUGUAGAAAAGGAUGAACAAUUCUCAUGCUUGAUGUCUGAUGGUGAAAAAAAAAUUGGGGGGGACUUUCAAGUGUGUAAGGAAUUGCUUUGUAGGUGUAUACAAAAAAAUGAACUUAACAGCUUUGGAAACUGGGCUGAAAUCACUUAUAUCCAAAUUCAAAUGUGCCUCUUUCAAGUCUCCUCAAACAAAACUGUCAGUACACUGUAAGACCAGACCAGUGCUCAAAGACAGAUGUGUUAUUUGGUACAUUAUUAUAAUAUGAAAUCACAUUUGUAUCAGUUUCUUCUCUGAGACAGCUGUGCUGUCUUACUGUCAAUGUAAGGAAAUAAAUCAGAGAGUUGUGUGCAUACAUACGUGUGUCAGAAAAGACGAUGGAUCACAUAUUUGGUUAGAUGUAAAUGCUGCAGAUAUUACACAUCUCCCAUUGAACAUUAUUCAUUUUAAAUAAUGUUAAUGUGUCGUGAAUGUAUCUAAUGCAAAAACUUUACACAUGCCCUUCUAAAAGACAGGCAUGCUGAAAUGUAAUGGUUCACUCUAUAUAGACUAUUUCAGAGGUCACAUACUGUAGGUACCAUGAUGAAACUGUGUUAAGACAUAUUAAAGUAUGUGUAUUGUUAUAUAGAUUUAUAUUUAAUGUUAAUGGGUGGUGUGACUACUUUUAGAAAUAUCUUUCACUGUCAGAAAAGGUAGAGCAGACUGCUGUACUCUUUGAAGUACAAAUGUACACAAUUCAGGUACAUUUCAGUACCAUUUAUUGCUAGUCAGUUUUUCUACCCCUACCCUCUGUAGUAUCCAAAGCACUAUAAACAAAGCAUAUUCUCAUUAGGCAGAAAGUCAGCAUGCUACCUUUUUUCUCACAUGUAUUUCCCUUGUCCCAGUACUGCAGCCCUGAUUCUGUUAACUUUUGGUGUAGAAAGGCUUUGUGGAGACAUAACUGUGCAGAAAACCCACCCAGCCAGAGCUGCAAGUUCAGCACCAGGUAUAAUCCUGGGAUUAACCCUCAUUUUGGGCGUGUAAAAGCUUUUCCCUCCUGACCACCUAAAUGCCCCAAAUGGCGUAUUUGUGGCAGUUUAAGAAAAAGUACACAUAUCUGCUUACUUUUUUUUAAAGACAGAAGAUCUGAGCUGCUCUUAUGUUUCUGUGCUAAUACUAAGCUGGAAAGAGCUGCUAGUUAACACAGAGAAAAGGCCAGCACACCUUAAUAAACAGUUGUGCAAAAACAACCGCAUUACACAUCGUGACUGCUUGUGAACAGUGAGGUUGCCAGGCAACCAGCAAUAUAACCCAGAUGGAUUGUAAACUGUCCAUGAAGAAAUAAUUACAGGAGGAAAACAUCUAUAAAACUACAGAGUGCCCUCUUUAUAUCCAUUUUAAAGAUUAAAUGUGCAGUCUUGCAUGGAAGGUGUUUACACCUUUUAGAUAACUAAAAGUUAGCUUUUGGACAAACUGUGUAAUGUUUGUAAUAACUUAAGCCAACUUAAACAAGAAUAGAGUGCCCUCUAUAAGUGCGUUAACAGAUAUUAUUGGAUAAUUUGUGCAUCUGAAGUUGCUAUUAAAGCACAAAAAUGAGACAAAACAGUAGGUGGCUUUAGCUCUUAUAUAGUAUAUAAGUAAAGUUUAUUUAUAAAAGCACUUGUCACAGAAAUGAAGUUAUAAAGUGCUUGGCAAAAAAUAGUGUAAAAUAAAUAAAAACUGUGAAAAAUCACAAUAAAAUAUAAUAGAAAAUGAUAGACGUAUAAGUAAAUGUCAUCUGCAUAGAAACGAUAAGAAACUUCUGAAAAACCCUGAAUGAUGCCAGCUGGCUCAGGAUUGAGCCUCGCAUUUAUCUGAGCCUUGCAGAUAAAUAAGAAGAAGGUUAGUCAAAUGGAAACCAUAGGUCUACUAAGGAAAGUAUCAUGGUCGACAGUAUCAGAGGCUGUGCUGAGGUCAAACAGACCGAGCAGAGAACAAAUCCACAGAUCCUCUACAUCAGAAGCCAUAUGAAAGCAUGUUGACUGAACAGCGAAAAGGUAGCCUAAAGUAAACGCUACUGAACUGGUCUACAAAUAUCAAGAUGCAUAACUAUCUAUUUCUGUGCUGUUUGUGUAUUAAAUAGCACAUAAUAAAAGCUAAAGCCAGUCUGUAUUUUAUCUCAUGCAAUGCUUUCAUCCUAAAAUGCUAAAACUGAGGUUUAAAAUAUCUAUUUCAGUUUACAUACUUUUAGAGGACACCUUAUUUGUAAUAACCUAAUACCUGUUAAUUUAUCUGUGUAGCUCCACUUUGUAUGGAAACAGGCUAGUGCCCCAUACAGCUGAUUUAAGCUUCAUAUUUACUAUACAGACAUAAGAGUGAUAUAAAAUCUUGUGAAUAAGUGUAUCUCCCAAAAUAGUUGAAUAAAGUAUUUUUUAAAGUAUAGCUGACUUUUUAUCUGCAUGGUGGAUCAAACAGUAUGUAGGCUCAUAGCUGUCUCUAUGAACCUGAUGAUCAGAAUGUCCAGACAGGUCCCUUUUUCUAAUGACUAGCUUCGUCCAGCCAAUCCCCUCCUUAAGUGACCCUACCCCUAACAUCAGUAUGCCUUCACUGUCCAGCUGGAAAAACAGAAUACUUGAUUAAUAAACUGUGCCUCUCGAGGGCAUUUGAGGUUUUUAAAUACAUUUAAAUGUAUCUAUUAAGGCUCAAGAGUGUAUUAAUUUGAGGAUUGUGGAGCACCAUGAGAAAAAAAAAAUACAAACAAUGUUUUUACCUCUUAAUUUUGUUCCCUCAUUCAUUCUCUUGUACUUGAUUACCUUUGGGCCUGGUUGUAAUUUUUUUUCCCCACACGGUCCUGAAUCAUAACUGUUCAACGUGUGCAGAGCUCUGAUCUUCGCUGUCCUGUGAUCAGAUCCUUCAGCAUGUGGACACAGUUAACUCAGUCCUGAGAAUACAAACAAAGGGCCUUAAUCCUCGAUCAUAUGUCACAGCUGUGUAUGAAAAUGUAAUAAAUGUAAGAUUUUUUUUUCUGAAAAAAAAAAAAAAAACGCGGCAUGAAAAUAAUAAUAACAAUAAUGACAACAAAAAAAUCAUUUAUAUGUAGUUAAUAGUUUGUGUAGACCAAUAUGAAAAACAUUAUGAUAUGAAAAUCAUUUGUACACAAUGAUGGAGUCAUUGUUAAUGGUAAUAGUUGCUGUUGCUAUGGCAACAAAAUGACAACAUGGCUACCUUUUUAUUAUCCUAAUAGUGAUUUUUUUUCCACAAUAAUUGAGAUGACAUACAGCACUAACCUAUCCGAAAAGGGAAUGUCUAAUUAUUAGUUUGUCUUGUUGCAACGUGAUUGAAAAAACUUUAAUCCUUGUAAUAUCCAAAGGUCCUUAGGGGAGGUCAGCCAUUUAUUUUGUUUUGUUUAUUUGACGUUCAUUUUAUAUUUAGGUUUUUUCUUCUUGUACAUGGUGUUUUUGAGAAAUAGGAAUGAACUCUGGCUUUUAGAGCAAACAUCUGUCAGGGAGGUAAAGAGACCCUUGGACUAACUGGAAGAUCUUUUUUUCUGUGGAGGCGAGCGGUUUUUGCCGUUUGCCUCCUACAGACCGAGAGAUCUGGCUCAGGUUUUGGCCAAGAAGGUGGUCUCGAGGUCUCUUACUGCCCAGCUGUGCUGGGUGAUGUCGAUCCUCACUGAGGUGUAUACGAAUGUGUGAUGUUCACCUUGUUUGCACUUAUGUACAUAACUAUGUCAGAAUACUCAAAAUUUAUUUUGAAUAAAUACAGAUAAAAGAGUCAAUUAAAAAAAAUCUAAUCAAUAUAUUGUUAACGAUAUGUCUAUUGUUUUCUUACAUCUGCCCUUUUGUUUGUUGCUAGAGCCCUGUUCUUUGCUAAGCAUGGCACUGCCUAGCUGUAAACUACAAAUGAUUUGCUUUAUAAAGCUAUUUUUUUUUCAGUUCACUUCAGUUGAUUGAUCCUCUGUGGUUUAAUAAUAUGCGACCCUGACAUCAAACAGGAGAGGUGGAUCAUAUGUAAGAACCUAAUCUGAGCAGAUGACAUGCAGACACAUUCCUCUCUCCAGUAAAGCACCGAAAUAAAGCACAGAGUAGCUCCAUCUGCAGGCUGGAAAAAAACAAAAUAGGAGCCGAUAUUAAAUCUGACCACAGAGGAACAGAGAUUUAAAUUCUCCUUCAUCUCUGUCAUUUUGUAAUUUUUUUAAACUCUCCUGUUUCUUGUCAUUAACCAAAACAACAAUAAAUCUGAAUUCUCCUCAGGAUUUUAGACUAAAUUGCAAACAAACGGCUUUUCCAAUAUUUUCCUCUCCCAGCAGCAGCAGCAUCCUCACAUGACUCUGGUUCUGCUGAUUUGAACAUGUGAUCCUCUUUAUUUGCCCCCAAAGCCAGCGAUUUUGUUGCCAUGGCACUUCUCCUAGUGUUGAACUGACUGAGUCAUCCUGGAGAAUCGGUUCACAGCCCUCUGACUGUUGAAUAUUGACUUCAAAGAGUUUGUGAGCAGGGACGGGUCUCUGAACGACGUGUACCCACAACUCACCAAAGCGUCUCUACUGACUCACCAGCUCCCCUCAUCAUUGCUGUCCCAGUUUAAGUACAUGCUGUGGGUUUUAAAUCACUGUAUUGUUACGAUUCAUUUUAGUUGUGAUUGUGCCUUUAAUGUGCAAACUGGACUUUUAGGUUCUACAUCUCAAUGACUAAAACCGCCACGUGAACUGAGCGUGUGCCAAUCAUAUCAAUUUAAUUACAUCCUCUGUUGAGUCCACAACUUAUUUUUUAAAUUGGGUACAAUCGCCGACUGAACGACACCCCCGUGGAAGAUGAUGAGGGCCAAAGACUGUUCAGGACUAAGCCAUAAAAAACUCUGACACUCUUGGGCAGACUUGAACGUGACUGCUGUUUCUUUGUUUCACUCUGUUUUCUGCUUGUGGUGCUUGUAUGUGCUGCUGUGCUACAUGCCAAUAUAUUUUGCAGUGUAUAGCUAAUUAUGAGUAAGUUACUGUGCCUAUGAUGAGUUCUGCAAUUUCUGUUUGACCUUAAAUAAAACACUUCAUUGUGA